CGCAGCUUGACAAAGACAAUCUCGUCGAGCGACAGACGGACCAGAUCCAAGGGCUCCGACACAGACGCCGAGCCCGUUUCCUCUGCAUCAGCCAUUCUAGUCUGUCUGUUCUGCUCACAGGAAAACCAGACUGCGUUCUUUCUGUACUUUUUCCCUCUUGCAAAGAAAAGUCGGCCCGAGCUUUUGUCGGUCGGAAGCCUUUGGGCCCGCCAAGCCCAGCAGCCCGACUUCACCUCGUUGCCUCAUCCACGGUGUCCCCAUCGAGCUCCACCACAGGCCACCGACGCGUCUUAUCCGCCCCCUUUCUUAUCUGGCGACCCGCAGUGAGCUUGCAGCUCAUACGAUUCAUUCUGUUUAAAGAAUGCGGGGAUUCCUGCUGGCAGGCGAGGGUCGUCGCUCGCCCCUCGCCUGCGUCCGUCGUCGAGGCAGCAGUGAUUCUGGCUGCAGCGCCCGAGGGUGGCCGGCGACACGGCCUCUGGGGGCGUUUUUGAAGUCGCAAUAUGCUCCCUCUGUUCCCACGGGCUCACCACAGUUGAGCUCGCCGAGCGUUCUGGAAGGCGGUGGCGGCAAGGAGGAACAACAGGAGACGGAGAAGGAGAAGGAGAAUGAUGCAGGGUUGAAAGCACGAUUUUUCUACAAGAUCAUCCGUGGGGGCCAGCCGGACCAGAUCAUCCACACGCUGGCGGAUCCGCGGUAUGCAGAGCUGGUCGGGUCGCUGUCGCAGGUCGCGUUUGUAGAGGUGCUGCACUUGCUCUCGCCGACAUACUUUAUCGAUCCGUACCGGGAGAUCCAUCGGCCGCUGCACCCGACGGCGGUGCAGGUCAAGAAUUGCCGGUCGCUCGAGUCGAUCUUCGAUGAGUUUGCCACGAAGCUCGCGAACAUUGUCUUGGCGAGACGCCGGGCGGGCCAUGUGCUCGGGCUGGCCGAGUACACGCAUCUGCUGGACUGUGCGCGGUCGAUGGGCGACGCCGACAUGGCCGAGGUGGUGUGGCAGGACAUGCAGGAGGACGGGGUCUUGCCGGACAUCCGCUGCUACAAUCUACACAUGGAGGCCAAGGUGUGGGAUACGUCGUACACGGGGCGGGAAAAGUACCGGCUGCGGAUGACGCCGUAUGCGUUUCGCAAGCGGCGGGUGGUCUUUGAAGAGGCGAACGGCUGGCAGGGCUACGGCACCGCGACGCGGAGCGUGCGGCGUGACGUGAUGGGCCUGUUCAACCAGAUGACCAUGUCUGGCAACGAGCCGGACGAGACCACGUUUGCGACCGUGAUACUGGCCUCGGGGCGGGUUGGCCACGUCGCGGGCGUCAAGAGCGUGCUGCGACACGUGUGGAACAUCGACAUGGACACGCUGGCGGAGGAUAAGGGAACCACCAGCCAGCCCCCCGUGACGCCCUACGACCGCACCUCGCCGCUGCAUCCGACCGGCCGGCUCCUGUUUGCAGUGGCGCACGCGUUCGGGACGAACAACGACAUCUCCGCCGCGCUGCAGACCAUCGGGUUUAUCUCGCGGGCGUACAACAUCACCGUCCCCGACGCCGUGUGGCUGGAGCUGUUCGAGCGGGCGUGGGUGCUCUCGCGCCCGCGGUUUGGGCCCGACGCCGCCCGCAACGCCAAGGGCCAGGUCUCGAGCGAGUUCCUGACGGCCGUCUACCAGACCAUGACCGCGGACCCCUACAACGUCCGCCCGACCAUCGAGGUGUACCACGCCCUAGCCAAAACCGCAUGGGACCAGUCCCGCCUGGCAGAGUUUCAGGGGUACAUGGAUCUCGCGUACGAGGCCUUCCGGGAGACACGGCAACAGCGCAAGACCGCCCGGACGAUUCUAGAGCGGUACCUGAAUACGCUAGCAGAGAGCAGCAGCGAAGCGCUGGGCGGGUUGCGCGAGUUCGCCGACGCAGUCAACACGUAUCACCUGCUUCGACUGCGGACAGUGCAACACGAGCUGACGAUCGAGCGGCUGGCUCGCCUGCUGCUGAUCCACGAUCGAUGGAUGGGGCGCGACAACGUCGCGUGGGAGCACCAGUUACUGCCGCGCCUGCUGGAGACAUGGCGGGAUUUCCUCCCAGAGAGCGUCACGUACGCCACGCGCGGCGGGGUGGUCAAGUUCCGAGGAAGGACGUUCUGGGGGGACGCGAAUAUUAGAGCACAUCGCAUGGUUCCUAUCAAGAGGGUUGUCGAGGAUGCGGGGCCCCAGGAGGAGCGGUAUCUUGAUGAUGCGUAUGUCUGGGCGAGGUAUCGCGAAAGGAUGCCAACGCUGUUCAAUAGGGAACCUUUUAACCGAGUUACUGAGAGGGUUACUGAGGGGGUUACUGAGAGAUUUGAGCCGGAGAGUACUGAUGGUCUGGUACCACUUUUAGCAUAACGAAUUAUGAAGCUUGCAUAUUGUCAACUUUUUUACAUUUAUUG
Messenger RNA from Penicilliopsis zonata CBS 506.65, 2406 nucleotides. RefSeq lists its product as hypothetical. Lineage: Eukaryota; Fungi; Ascomycota; Eurotiomycetes; Eurotiales; Aspergillaceae. The transcript has 3 exons. The coding region runs from base 362 to 2362 and encodes 666 amino acids. Gene Ontology annotation, molecular function: protein binding. The record is from RefSeq and is a predicted model, not a curated record.